Molecule: messenger RNA, 3773 nt
Organism: Chelonus insularis
Lineage: Eukaryota; Metazoa; Arthropoda; Insecta; Hymenoptera; Braconidae
Gene: lig
Product: lingerer
Exons: 10
Coding region: 227-3610 (1127 amino acids)
Cellular component (GO): nucleus; cytoplasm
Molecular function (GO): protein binding
Source: RefSeq, a predicted model, not a curated record
ACAAGCCUUCCCCUGAAUCCACAAAUGGCGUCCGUCGUGCACAUGGUAUCGCGAAACUACGUUCGUAAAUUCUUUAAUUUAUUUCUUUAACGUACAACUUGCCACAGGUGACGAUUUCACGAGGCUAAUCUUGCCUCUUUAUCGUGGUGACACGAGGAUUGUAAAUAGCACGUGUAUAUAGGUGUAAUAGACAAAGAAAAUAGAUAAACGGAUUUAGUAGCUUGCGAUGAGUUCAGGCAACAAAUCGUUGGUGUCCUCCGGUGGGAGAGGCACCAGCAAAAGCAAGUCUCAACAACAUGGAAAAUCAGAUCAACACCAUCAUACAAAGUCUACAGAUUCUACUAAGCAUGAAAAAGGACAGAUUAAUAAAGAUCAGUCAAAACAUGCACAAAUAAUUGAUACUCGAUCAGGCGGUAUUGACGAUCCAGCUUUAAAAGAUCAUAUAAAACAAAUUAUGGAAGUUACUCGGCGUUCGGAGGACGAGGUCAUUAUGGCUCUUCACGACAGUGAUUGGGAUUUUGAUCGAGCUGUGAAUGACCUCCUUGAAGGUGUUUCCACGGAGUGGGAAGUGAAAAAGAAGAAACCUCGUCAACCAAGUGGUACUAAGCAGAGUGCGGAUCAGUCGACUGAUCAUGAAGAAAGUGGUGGUGGCGGUGGAGGCGAUUGGGAAGAGAGACGUAAUCAGCGAGGAGGUGGACCACCACGUUUGCGAGGACGUGGUAAUCAUGAUAAUCGUGGUUGGCGUGGUCGGGAAAACAAGGAAAAUGAGAGAAAUAUGGAGGAUAAUGUACGGGAAGGUGGUAACUACGGUGGUGGAAGACGAGGCCGUGGUGGACCUGGAAGAUCUGGUCGUGGUGGACGAGGUGGUAGAGGCCUUGGCCCUCGUACAUUUGCCAAUCGUGGUGAUUCAUCUUCUGGUGCUCAUACUUUUAAUCGUCCGAUUGAUACUUGGACUGGUAGUGAAGAACAACAACAAAUUAGUCAAGAUUCUAAAAUGACGAGUGAUCCAUGGAAUAAUUUUGAACCUACUGAAGACUGGGAAAAUGAAGAAUAUACAGGUUCUUUAGCAGAUACAAAAGUUUUUACUCCAAGUACAUCAAUGAAUGAUCAGACUGUCGGAGAAGAGUCAAAAGUUUUACCAGAUACUAAUUCUCAAACAAAUGUAACGGCUAUGAAUCUUGGUGGGCUUCCACAAGAAGACUUGUCUAAAUUAACGGAAGUUUCGUCAAUACAACCGCAACAAUCAUCUCUUAUGCAAUCACAAUCUCAGCAAUCUCAACAACAACAGCAAACUCUUGGUAUGUCAACACAAAUUCAACUUACACAGCAAUCUAAUACACUGACUGCCGCUCAGAGCCAAUAUCUUACUCAAUUGACUCAGCAAACUAGCGAGAGUUAUAAAAAUGCAAAUCAAUCUGCAUUUUCAUCAAUGAAUAUGACCAGUCAACCUCAGAGACAACAAAAACAACGACCGCGAGUACCACCACCAUCGAAAAUUCCCUCAACUGCAGUCGAAAUGCCCGGUGAUACUGUUAAUAGUAUAGGCUUUUUAGAUGUCCAAUUUGGUGCUCUUGAAUUCGGAGGUGAUAAUACAACACUCGAGAGUACGGCGGCUGAUAAGUAUAAUUCAUCAGCUGCAAACAUCUCCACAAUGGAUGUAACAUCUAAUGUAGCAGGUACAGGAAUGGCUAAUUCUACAACAUCUUCAAAUACUUUAGAUAUUGACACUGCACAACAAAGUGGUUCAUUCAAUACUUCUUCUCAAAUGAUUGCCUCACCAAAUAAUGCUGGUAUGUCAUAUGGAAGUACCAGCACAAGUUCUACAACAUACCAACCGCAAAAAACAUCGUAUCAAUCAUCAAAUAUUACUGCAUCUAGUAAUUAUAAUGCUUAUUCAUCAGCAAGUGGACAGUCAGUGCAAUCAUCUUUUCCAACUGUUACCGGUGGAAGUGGAAAUAACUUUACAACAACGACAUCCGUUACUCAACCCGGCUAUAGUGGUACUUCAUCUUACCCUCAAUCUAAUGCUUCAACGUUUAGUCAAGCUUCACCUUCGGCACAAUCAUCUACAGGAACAUCGGCAUAUAAUCAAACAACAACGUCUAACCAAGGAUAUCAAUCUAGUGGUGGAUUUGUUCCAUCGACUACUGCUCAAUAUCAAGUAUCUCAAUCAAAUACUGGAGCAAAUAGUAACACUGGUUAUCAAGCGUCGAGCUAUCAAGGUUCUUCAUUCCAAUCAUCAUCACAGGCCUAUCAACCGUCCGCUACGACAUUUACGUCACCAAUAACUCAAUCAAAUAGCAAUGCCUAUCAAAGUUCAUCGCAUUCUGUUUACGGCAGUGCCUAUGGUAAUUAUAACACUCAGACGCAAACAUCUCACAACCAUACAAAGUUGAAUAAUAACGCGUCUAGUAAAGACUCUCAAUACGAUAGCAAUGCAACGACUAGUAGUGGUUCUUUAGCAACAACGAGUACUCCAUCAUUAGGACUUUCUUCAUCAUCUGUAAACAGUUCACAAACCAAAGUAUCAAGUUCUAAUGCUGUACCAAAAAGUACGUCAACUGGUAGUACAGUGACAGGAGCAAGUAUUACUGGUGCUAGUAGUGCAGGAGGGGCUGCUAGCAAUAUGACUCCUACUAUGCUCAGUCAUUCGUAUAUCAUGGGUCAAGGUGUACCUUAUGCUACAUUCCAACAGCCAAUGUAUAGUUACGAGGAUCUUCAACUAAUGCAACAAAGAAUACCUCAUAUGCCAACUACUGGUUACUAUGAUGCGGCACUGGGGUAUCAGACAACUGGUCCAGCUACGAGUCUUGGUGGUGGAAGGAGCGAUCCACUCUCGGGGGUCCAAGGAGUACAAGGUGUGCAAGGAGUUCAAGGCGCUUAUACCAGUAUGAGUGAUGGACGAUUCGCAAGAAAUGACAGCAAUGCAUCACCAGUACCAUCAACGAUGUCACAACAGACGGCAACCCAACAUCAACAGCCUAUGAUGAAUCCUACAUUGCCACCGGGAUAUGCUUAUUUUGCUUAUGGAGGAGGAAUAAUGCCAGGAAGCUUUCAAUAUAGUGGGCCAGCUAUUUAUCCGCAGAUAGCUACUGCAGGAAGUGCUGGUACAAAUAGCGGUGCAUACAGUGCAAAGCCUGGUAGUUAUGGGUCAGGAUAUGGAGGCGGUGCAAGUUAUGAUACACUCGCUAAUACCGGACCCACUGGUGAUUAUAAGAGUGCUAGCAGUGGUUAUAGUGGGACCCAAACUGGUAAAACUGGCACUUCUACUGGCAACACAAAUUCUGGAGCAUCAUCAGCCACUGAUAUUGGUGCAACUAUGUAUGCCAAGAAUCAUGUUGCUCUUAAUAAAGUAAACCAGUCCUAUGAUAAACAAACUUUCCAUUCAGCAACUCCGCCUCCAUUUGGACUGACUGGAAGUCAAAGUGCUGGAAUGCCUGGUGGUUAUGGUGGUCCACAUUUGUUUAUAUCAACAAUGCCACAACAUAUUCAUCAACCACUUCAUCAGGACGGCAGUAAUAGCUCAGGUCAAAGAUCCAAUGCGAGUUCACAAAAUAAAGCACAGGCUAAGCCUGGCUAUAGUUCAGCUUAUUGGGCUGCUGGUAAUUAAAUCUACAAUAAAAAAAAAGACCGAGUAUACUCUCGCGUCUUUCGCGUGCUCGUUUUUGCGAAAAACGCAAUUGUAUUAAAAGAAUAGAUUAAAACGAAGAAUUCUUAUACACAUAGAAUGCGCAAUUAUGUACGCAUAAAAACAUAGAAAAAUAAAAAAAAAA